AGGGAAGCCGAUCUUUGGGGAUAAAAAAAUUAUAGUAAUUGGUUAAUUGCCUCUUAAUAUUUAUGUGAUCAUUAGUUAUUGUGAUAAAACCUCAAGAGAAAGUUUCAUUUGUUAGUGGAAUAUUAUCUGAGUUAAAGUCAAGAUGUUGAAUUUAGUACAUCAGUUGGUUGAACAAUAUCAUAAAGAUAAAAAAACAGCAGAUCCACGAUCAAGAUACUGGUUAUUACUAGAGGAUGAUCCACGACCAGUAUGGAUUUUAACUGCAGCAUAUAUACUCUUUGUGUUACUAGGACCAAAAAUAAUGAAAAAUCGUCCACCAUUUAAAUUACAAUGGUUUCUAAUUUUAUAUAAUUUAGGACUGGUUAUUCUUUCUGUUUAUAUGUUUCUUGAGAUUAUUUUAAGUAUAUGGGAUGCAGGAUAUGAUUUGAUAUGUGCUAAAUAUAAUAAAGAUAGUAGAUCAGGAGCCAAAGAAUUGAGGGUAGCUAAAGUUAUGUGGUGGUACUUCUUCUCCAAGGCUAUAGAAUUAAAUGAUACAGUUUUAAUGGUGUUACGAAAGAAAUUUGAUCAAAUCACAUUUUUACAUGUUUUUCAUCAUGCUACUAUGUUAAAUAUAUGGUGGUGGGUGAUGAUGUUUACACCAGGUGGUCAAUCUUGGUUUGGUAGUAUGUUAAAUUGUCUAGUACAUGUUGUAAUGUAUUCUUACUAUACAUUAUCAGCUAUACCUUAUUUUAAAGGAAAAUUAUGGUGGAAACGCUAUAUUACCACCUUUCAAUUGGUGCAGUUUGUGAUUACGUUUACACAUACUGUCAAUUCCCUGUUCUUUUAUACCUGUGAUUUCCCACGAUGGGGCCAAAUUUUGCUGGCAUCCUACAUGGUGUUCAUGUUGAUCCUCUUUGGAAAUUUCUAUGUUCAAGCCUACACCAAGAAAAAACGUCUAGGCACUGAAAGAAAGUCACAUGAAAAUGGAUAUUCAAAGAAUGGCUACAUCAAU
Lottia gigantea (owl limpet) is the source of this 991-nucleotide messenger RNA. RefSeq lists its product as hypothetical. NCBI's taxonomy places the organism in Eukaryota, Metazoa, Mollusca, Gastropoda, Lottiidae. Gene Ontology annotation, cellular component: endoplasmic reticulum membrane. The annotation marks the transcript as partial. The record is from RefSeq and is a predicted model, not a curated record. Gene Ontology annotation, biological process: sphingolipid biosynthetic process; fatty acid elongation, monounsaturated fatty acid; fatty acid elongation, saturated fatty acid. The transcript has 7 exons. Gene Ontology annotation, molecular function: fatty acid elongase activity.